AUGUCAUUUGGAAAUAGCGGAGGUGGCACCCUCACCCUGCCUAGUCCUACUCAUCCAAAUCACAUUGACGUCCAAGCCGCCGUCGCGCGAUCUCUUCGACGAUCGAUAUCGCGAUCGCCUUCCAAAUUUCAUCUCGCAAGGACGUCGUCACAGAGCUCCGACGCAUCUAUGAGCUCCAUUCCAAAUUCGCCUUCGCCCGCCUCGCCUUCCUUGAGGCGCAUGGCAUCUGCACAAUUUGGCGCGUUCAGUUCUCAGAAUCACGCGCCGACCACACAAUCUGUCCUCGCGCAACCGCCUCUUGCAACACCAUUUAGACCGAGCGUUAAGCUUUCAUUGCGCUCAGCAAAAUCUUCAGCAAAGCUGACGUCUAGUGGAUCCUCCACAUCUUCAAAAUCUUCUACACGAUCCAGGACAUCUCCUCGAAGUCCCACCAAGCGCGCUCUGAACCCCUCAUCUCCGUGCGCCGGUAACUCAACGCCAUCCUCAUCGGACGACUCUCCUCCAUCAGGCCAGGAGAACAUCAGCUGUUUCCGUGCGCGAAGCCCAGGAUCGAGGAGGAGGAGUUUCGAGCGAACCAAGAGUCGUCAUAGCAUGCAUCUCGAUAUGUCUGGUGCAUCGCUGCAAGCCAUAGCCCGUAGCACCGACAGCAACCUUCCGAGUGCUUCAGCUAGUCCGUUGAAGCGCAGCGACGCAACCAUGGAUUUGGACCAGGCCACUUUCGGCAGUCCCAAGGCAAAGCGCAGGAGUUAUGGCCCGGCAAGUUUCGGAGCUGACUUGAAUUUCCUCGAGCCAGGCCACGUCUCGCCUGGAUUCGACAUUCACGAUGAGACAAGUCGUGAAUAUGACUGGACGCCUCCGAGUAGCAAGGAAUCUGAUGAGUCAUUUGCAUCGCCUCCAUUCGCUUCGUUAAUGCUUCCUCGUCGGACAACUUCUCUACGCCAGUCGACCCUUCAGCAACGCCAGGUCAAGAAGGAGCGUACGUCGUGGGGACGACGAUCUGGUGCACAGCAUCUUUCCCAAUUGUCGAAUGAGGCUGCUACCCCAGUGAGGACACGACCGCGGGUUGCUUCCGAUCAGUUUCAACCACUUGCUCGCGAAAGCAUCUUCAGUGCUCCGAGCCCUGUGCCUCCUACCUCCGCGCAGGCUGUGAACCCGAUCCAAAACCAGCCUCACCCACUUUCAAGGACCAUGACGGCUUCAUCGUCAAACUCGAGCAUUCCAGACGAGUCACCUACUCACUUCCCUGUCAUCGCACAAAGACCCAGGGCUCCUAUGAAUUGGUCCAAGAGUUUGCCGAUUGGUGCUCUUCGUCCAAAUCCGGAUGACGAGACACCCAUGGUUGGGAGCAUUUCUACCCCAGCUUACCAGCACGCAAAGCCUUUCAUGGGCGCCUUCGCCUCAACAGGCCUGGUUUCCAAAAUGAGAAACCCCGAGCUGGAGCCGCUUGUUUCGCGUGGUGCUCCAGUGCCCGACACACCAUGCAAAGGUCGUGUCAGCCCAUUCCAUACCUUUCCGCCUUUCUUGCCCAGCAACGUCAAAUCCCGAAGCAGAAACGCUCGAUCAACACUGGGCGCCUUUGGUGGCCCUUCGACUCCGUUUGCUUCAAACGAUAAUCGGUCUCCGGCACCUAAUAGUUUUGGCAGUCAAAAUGGCAGACCCAAUCUCUUCACGUCAUUUGGUACGCGACAUGGUCGUUCGAAUAGUACUCUCAGCCUCUACAGCGACGACGGGAGGAGCCCGAUCGACUUGAAUGGCGAUACCCCCAUGGCAACGGCCGAAGACGUACCACCCACACCUACCAGGCCGGCACAAUUUCUCACGCAGAUUUCCGACGGCCUUGAUCUGAUGAUAAACGACAGCCCUACUGCCAAUCGCCAUAUCACCGCAAAUGUUUCAGCGAAUCUUGACAGCUCAUGGCAUCAAGAUUCCGCGGCAAGCCGUAAGUCCCGCCUUCAAGCGCCCCGUGACAAUGGGAAGCUCGAGCAUGCGUCGUCCACCCAAGGCGUCUCUAACUCGACUGUACCAAUGAUUCGGGGACCGGCCGUCUCCUUUACUGUUCCUUUGUCUUCGUUCUGUAAGAAUCGAGCCAGACGAGGGGAAAUGCCCACGCCUGCGCCUUUGAUGAUGAGGACAGUGUCCUCGACGGGAAUUUCUGCUAGCUCCAAAAAGGUCAGCCUUACUGAAACCACUGUCUGUACAGCAAGCCCCCUAGAUCGACUAGAAUUUGCCGAGUCAACAACACCGAGAACACCACAUGACAGUGAGGCAGUAGCCGAAGCCAGCCGACUGUCGAAAUCGACACCUACCGCAGGUUUUCUGUUUCCUUCCAGCAGCGGAAAGAAAUCCCAAUUCCCUCCGGCCACCCCAACGGCUCGUCAAAGUGGAUCUCUGCUCUUCCCAGACCUUUCCGCCAUUACACCAACUCACGGUAACGGCGCUCGACACAUUGAUGCAUCUUUGACAUCUCGCUUCGCUAAUGUCGAAUUUAUUGGCGAAGGUGAAUUUUCGGAAGUUUUCAAGGUGGCUGAAAAGGUCAAGUCCGCGGCUGUUCCUGCCCACGGGCUCUUCAGCACCCCGACACAUCGCUCACCAACCUCCCCGUUGUCGGAAAAGGUGUACGCAGUCAAGAAGCUCAAGCUACCUCUCAAGGGCACAAAUGAUAGAGCAAUGCGGAUGCGCGAGGUAUCCGCUCUGGAGGCUCUGCGCGGAUGUGAACAUGUCUUGCAAUUAACCAAUAGCUGGGAAGAAGUGAACAAUCUGUACAUUCAGACGGAAUACUGCGAAGAAGGAAGUCUCGACGUCUUCCUUGCGCAGGUCGGUAUCAAAGGCAAACUGGAUGACUUCAGAAUUUGGAAGAUCAUGCUGGAGUUGAGCCAGGGGCUACAACAUAUCCAUGAUGCUGGUUUUGUUCACCUCGAUCUCAAGCCCUCGAACAUCUUCAUUGACUUUGAGGGCACCCUGAAAAUUGGCGACUUUGGUAUGGCGUCGGCGCUUCCUGCCGUUAAGGGACCAGACUUUGAAGGCGAUCGCGAGUACCUGGCCCCCGAAGUGCUGCGUGGCGAGAUCGACAAACCAGCUGAUGUUUUCUCUCUCGGACUCAUUAUGGUGGAGGUCGCUGCAAAUGUCAAGCUGCCUGACAACGGUGCCACCUGGGUGGCGCUUCGCGUCGGCGAUUUCACAGAUAUUGGCAUUCUCACACAGGCAGACAACAGUGUCGUGCGUGAUGCGACGGGCAUUCCGAUCGAAGACACAGAGCGCAGUGUCAGUGAUACCCCGGAAGGCAAACCGCCCUCGAGCAUUAUCACUCCAAGGACUGGACUUCGUCAGUCUGGAGACAUCUUCGGUUUGACCCGUAAGAGCGAACUGAUGCAGCCUCCACCAUUCAUGCAAAACCCCGACGAUGAUAACUCGUUGGACCAGGUUGUCAGGUGGAUGUUGCACCCUGAUCCUCAACAACGCCCAACUGCAUCGGCCAUUCUGAAACUUAAUGCCUUGGAAUGGGUGGCCUCUCGCUGUCGUGCGGGCGCCACGGUGUUUGAAGGCAAUUGGGGACCGGCAGAUGAGCUCUCCGACCAAAGCUCUCCCGACACCGAGAUGACUGAUGUUUGA
Molecule: messenger RNA, 3609 nt
Organism: Pestalotiopsis fici W106-1
Lineage: Eukaryota; Fungi; Ascomycota; Sordariomycetes; Amphisphaeriales; Sporocadaceae
Exons: 2
Coding region: 1-3609 (1202 amino acids)
Biological process (GO): protein phosphorylation
Molecular function (GO): ATP binding; protein kinase activity
Source: RefSeq, a predicted model, not a curated record